UUCGCUUAGUUCGCGAUCAAUUCUCGACAGACGCAAACCGAGUUUGGAUCGCAGAAAAUGAGGUCUUGUUUAUGGCUGGAAAGUGGGCUUAUAUUGGCGCUGGCUUUGGGCCUGGUUUGCGCAGGCGUCUCGCCCAUGACGACGCUCUAUAAGCGCAAUUCGGAGGAGAAGUACGAGCCGGAUUUGGUGGCCGUUUCUUCGACCGUCAUUCCGCUGACGGUGCUGGAGGUGAGCUACGGUCUGGGCGGCAAGCCCAGCGAUGCCUACAAGGCGGCCUACCUGCGCAAGCUGCGCAAACAGCUGCUCCAGCGGGCGGAGGCGGAGCAGGCGGAGGUGCCCACCGAUGCCGACGCCCUGAUUACAGUCAAAUCGAAGCUGGCCAAAGUCAAGGCUGUCUAGUCCGAAGCUGCAACCAGGUGUGCUUCCACCUGGCGUGGGCGUCGUCUUCGUUAUGAUAUCAUCAUGAUUUAUGAAAUCUAGCUAAUAAAUUGCGUCACUCGG
Drosophila montana is the source of this 501-nucleotide messenger RNA. RefSeq lists its product as uncharacterized. Lineage: Eukaryota; Metazoa; Arthropoda; Insecta; Diptera; Drosophilidae. The coding region runs from base 58 to 399 and encodes 113 amino acids. The record is from RefSeq and is a predicted model, not a curated record. The transcript is spliced from 3 exons.